Messenger RNA from Gongylonema pulchrum, 261 nucleotides. The record is from the annotation of a GenBank genome assembly. Lineage: Eukaryota; Metazoa; Nematoda; Chromadorea; Rhabditida; Gongylonematidae.
AUGGAAAAAUCUGCUACGCUUAAAAAAUCUGCCGCUACUGCUGCUGCUGCUGCCGACGAUGACGCCUCAUCACCACACUCCGUAAGUGCGGCAAAGCGUCGAAAGCGAACGGACUUGAGUCAAUAUCGCAAUGCGCUUGAAAGUUAUUUCGAGAAUGAUGCUUAUCCAAGUAAUGGAAGAAUUGAUGAGAUUGCAGCAACACUGGGCUUGGAAAUAAAUGUAAUCUCUUCCUUGCUAUUAUUAUUGCUGUUUUAUGUUUAG